Molecule: messenger RNA, 1050 nt
Organism: Paralichthys olivaceus (Japanese flounder)
Lineage: Eukaryota; Metazoa; Chordata; Actinopteri; Pleuronectiformes; Paralichthyidae
Source: RefSeq, a predicted model, not a curated record
AUGACGGCGCUGGAGAUGCAUCCUGAUGACGACAUUGUACUCAGACAGGAAGUCAGGCACAGACGAGACGUCCUGGACUCCACAGAAAUCCCAGCAGAGCACAUCGACCCCGCUGCCAUCGACCUCACCCCUCUGGUCAAUACUUUAAUAAAUUCAAGCCAAUCGGGCUCCCGUCAGCUCUUCUCCCUCCUCAGCGUGACGUCCUACAGCUCACUGGCUCUGCACAAGCUCACCCUGUUGGUCUACAACAUUUCCAGCAUCAGAAGUCUGGAGAGCGACGUGUUCAGGAGAAGAUUCUGUUACUGCGUCACAAACGACACCAACGAUUUAACUGACUUCACUGCCGUCCUGUUGGAUGUGAUCGGAAACUCAACAAGUUACCUGCACGAGCUUUUUAAAUCUGCCUCCAUUUUGUCGGUGAGUCACAGGAACAACUCGGGCUGUAUUUACAUCUGCGUGAUGGCAGGUAAGACGGGACCAGAGGUUCCAGAGCUCUGGGACGUCGGCUCCAUCUCGCCGCUCUUCAACCAGACGAUCGUUGAAGGACCACACAAAGAUUGGAACCAACCGCCCACGAAUCUGAGUCACAUCUCUCCGUCAGGGAUGAGCUCCGUGUUGACGAGCAGAGUCCACGCCACUGCACACGCCCUGGACUUCCUCAGCUCCUCGGUACAGACCGACUCCUGUCCGACCUGCGACGACCCGAGGGACGACAGGACUGAGCUGGAGAACUACAACACCCAGCAGGCAACCGGAGAAACCAGAGGCUGUCCCUGGAGAAGGCCGGAGCAGAGCGGGGAGUUGACGUCCAGCAGCACGACGACGGUCGGCGCUCACAAGCUGCAGCCCUGCGUCCUCGAGCUCUGCAAGUUCUUCUCGCAGUGUCUCUGCAGAACCGUCAACCACAGGACACGCGUGACAAGGUUCUGUGACGACAGCCACCUCUGGUAUGAGAAACACACGUCUGAGGUGUGUCGGCGCGUCAGGAGACUCUCUUUCUCCAGAAAUCUGAAACAGAGAUGCUUGACAAAGAUGUGCAAUAAACUGUGA